This is a messenger RNA of Penicillium canariense, 957 nucleotides long. RefSeq lists its product as uncharacterized. The record is from RefSeq and is a predicted model, not a curated record. The transcript is spliced from 2 exons. NCBI's taxonomy places the organism in Eukaryota, Fungi, Ascomycota, Eurotiomycetes, Eurotiales, Aspergillaceae. The coding region runs from base 1 to 957 and encodes 318 amino acids.
AUGUUUCGUCGGGUUCAGCGUCAACCUGAUCUCGAAGGCUACCACGGAGGACAUGUGACGCGCGAAAUUCUGGACUUCAACAACUCUUCUUGGAUUAUUGACCAUCAUCGUCACAGUAUCAUCACCAAGAUCUCUAAACCAGGUGACUGUUGGCUAGAUGUACUCUUUGGGCAUCGCUCUGGAACCAAUAAGGACCCAGGAAACAAUCGGGAAAGGCCCAAUAACAGUCAUAGUCCCCAAGUGGUCGCAGAUGAACAUCCGCUGGGUCUUAACAGCCAACAGCCCAAGGUGGGAACCGGCACAGCUCAUGAACAACUAGAGGGAAGUGAGCAGAGUUACAGGAUCAACAUCUCUGAGCUACAGCGCUUGCGCUUACGACAACUCCAACACAAGUUAGUCCAGCAUGCAAUAGACCUGAGAUACGACGCAAUGGAACCUUUAGGCUGGGCUGAAGACCUGAGAGAGUAUGUCCAAGCCCUGCAAGAUUACGACUAUAUGGGAAAAUACAUCUUGCAGCCCCAAGACCCGUUCAUCGUAACUGGGGAGCGACUUAUCGAUCGCCUUAUGCUCCAGGCUGCUAUGAGAGAUAAGGAGAACGAAGCAGACCCACUGCAUUGGGCAAAGUGCAUCGUCAAAUGGGAGACGUCCGACAUACGCCCAAAGCCUGUUGGUGGUACGAGAGACGGAAACCUUCGACAAACCUGGCUCAGGGGCUUUCAACAACGGCUGGGAGUAGCCGCCGUAGGUGGUAUCUUCCUCAUCGCACCUAUGUGGCUUAUAGUCCUUCACAGAACGCUUUACACGGCGCUGGUUUCAACAACAGUAUGUGUGACAAUAUUUGGUCUGCUGAUGGCCCUGUUUCUUGAUGGGUCAAAAGAUGUUCUGUCUAGCACGGCUGCAUACUCGGCCGUUCUGGUUGUUUUUGUCGGCUUGACAGUUCCCAGUAAUACUUCUUAG